GCAGCCGGGCAGGGCUGUGUUUUGCCGCUCGGUGGCUCUUGAUGGGGCUGGGGGCAGGCAUGGCGCAGCGGCUGAACGAGCUGCCCGAUCACUCGGCACGGGUACGCGGGGCCGUGGCCGAGCUGCGGCGGCGGGCGGAGGCAGAACCCGGGCAGCGCUGGCCGCAGCAGCUCAGCGACGCCUUCCUGGUGAGGUUCCUGCGAGCCAGAGACUUCAACCUGGAUCUGGCCUGGAGGUUAUUGAAGAACUACCAGAAGUGGAGAAUGGAAUGCCCAGAAAUAAGUGCAGACUUGCAGCCAUUUUCUGUCCUUGGUCUAUUGCGUGCUAACUAUCUUGGAGUCUUGAGAUCAAGAGACCCGUCUGGAAGCAAAGUCCUAAUAUACAGAAUUGGACAAUGGGAUCCCACGUCAUUUACGGCAUACGAUGUGUUUCGUGUGAGUCUGAUCACAUCUGAACUCAUUGUAAAGGAGAUUGAGACUCAGAGGAAUGGAGUCAAGACUAUCUUUGAUCUUCAAGGGUGGCGAUUUGCUCAUGCAUUUCAAAUCAGUCCAGCAGUGGCCAAGAAAAUUGCUGCUGUGCUCACAGAUUCCUUUCCACUAAAAGUUCGAGGUAUCCACUUGAUUAAUGAGCCUUUAUUGUUCCACCCAGUCUUCGCUCUAAUUAAGCCUUUUCUCACUGAAAAAAUAAAGCAGCGGGUGUAUAUGCAUGGAAGUAACUACUUGCAGAGUCUGACUGAACACUUUCCAGUCAGCAUUCUUCCACAGGAAUAUGGGGGGCAAGGAGGUUCCUUUGAAGAGCUAGCCAAGGAAUGGACUGACUUCAUAAUGGCAUCUGCAGAUUAUCUCCAGAGCAUUUCUCUGGUUGCCCGUGAAUAACCUUUUGAGAGUAUUUUAUCAAUUCCUGAAGACUGGAAGUGGAAAUAAAUUUGAUAUGAAAUCUUUCUUGUAAACUUGAAAUCAUAGUAAAUUAAAGCAGAAUGUCUAUUCAGAGCAGAAUUACAUUGACUGCACUUUUAUACUAACUGGAGUAUAUCAAUAUGUAUGUCCAAGGAGACUAAUGAUUUCUACGUUUGUAACUGGUAAAGCUGCAUGCCAGUAGUUUUACACUGUAUAUCAGAUAUUGAUACAGCUCCUGUUAAAUCUUGGAAGACAACUUAUUAAUUAAUGCAGUCCAGAAUCCUUAUGCUUAGUUAUUUUAUCUUGGCUUGUCAAGAUGAUAAGAUACAAAGCCAAGUAAUUACAGUAGAACAGAAUAUAGAUGGGGUAGACUAGAUGCAGAAGUAUGAAUACAGGCCUAAUUUACAAGUAGGGGGCUGCUUUUCUAAUUGAUUCUCAGGGAAAUGGCUGUUUUGUAAGUUUGUGCUGCUAAGAUCACACAGUCAAAUAAUGAAUUAGUCAUCACUACUGAAACAUUUGUUAUUUUUAUGCUGCUUGUGCAAUUUCCCUUUUUGUGCUAAUUGACACAGUAAAUGAGUAGAUGAGGAAAAUGCCAUGUACGUAUUCAAAGGAGAGUGUGAAUCAGGAGGAAAUGGUAAGAGAGGAAAAAAUGUUGAUUUUCUUUCUUCAAAGAGAUGUUGUCUGCAGAUAAGCUAUAAGCAACUCAGUAAUGCGAACUCUUAAUUUCUGUUGUACAUUGCUGCGGAGGUCAACAGCUCUUUGCUGGCUGCAGUAUCUGUCUUGAAGGGUGAAGUGUAUUAUUCUUCAUGGAUUGAGAACUUAGAAAUACCUGCUGUGUGGUUUAAGGGUGCUUUGGACCUUAGCCUAGGAGAUGUCUAGGAGAUUUUUAUUUUCAGAAAAGUGAUCUUGCCAGCCUGUGUAGUGUUGGACACUGGAAGAAUUUGUUAUUAAUUUCUGUUGAGUCCUCUUUUGUAUUUCUGUAAUGAAAAAAGCUAUCUAUACUUACAGAGAAUAGAUUUUUAAAGGGACACAAUUCAUGUAUAAAUGCUGUAUGUGUAUAAAAUGCUGCAUGUAUUACACAGCAGUAUCAUCCUACAUUCCUCAGGAUUUAAUAAUCUAAAGCGGUAAUUUAUUUUUCACUGUUCCUGGUUUUUUGUUUUGUUUUUAAAAUUUCUAUUAAUACACCAACUGCUGGAAUUUGUAUACUCGGUUUUUAUCAGUUUUAUAACAAGCCAGAGAAAGUUCAUGUAAGUUUUAAACAUUUAGCAUUCCAUCUAAAUGUUCAUCAUAACAGUGUAUUUUUCAGGUGGCUAGAAAUGCUAACUUCUGUUAUCUUAAAACAUGUAGGACAUUGGGAUGUUGUAUUAAUAAAUGGUUAGGGGAGAGAAAAGAGAGUAUCCUAUGAAAUCAGAAACAUUUUACUUUAUCGUUGAUACUUCAUUAUUGCAAAAGCCAGCAGAAGCUAUUAUUUUAUUAGCGUGUGUAACAACUGUGAAAGGCCUACACAGUAUGUGUUGGUCAGAGUUUCCUUUGCUGCCUAAGUUCAAUGUCAGAUAGAAGAUUCCUUCAAAACUGACCAGAGUUUUCCUUUUUCUGUUCUCUUAUUUCCUCAAGUGCAUUCUCAUUCUUUUAUUUCAGGAUAUCUUUGAUGCAGAGCCUAAAUUCGAAUAAGUAUUUUUCAUAUAUUCAUAUAUUUCAUAUCCUACUUUUUAUCUGAUUGAACUAUUUUGUGAUAUGAAAAAGCUCUUUAAAUAGUUCUGUCGAGGUGAUUAUUUUUUAUAAGAAAAUAAGUAGUCGGUCAUUUGGCAGUUCUUCAGGUGUAUAACUCAAGUUCCAAGUCAUUUAUGAGAUAGAGAACUGAAGCUAUUGCACUAACAUUAAGCUCUCUGUUUUAAUCCUUGAAUGUACACCAUGUAAAGGAACAAACCAUGUUUCUGUGAACAGGUUACUGUGAAACCCAUCUCUUAUCAUUGCAGUUUUAUCUAACAAAAACUAAAUUCUUUCAUUUGAUUGUUUACAUAGAGAAAAAGAUGUGUGGCUUUUAUCUUCAUUUGAACUAUACUAUCUCUAUGAAGUCCUAAAUAUGGUCAAAAAAUAUCCUGGACCUACUAAUAAAUGGUAACAUGAAUAUGUAGUGCAAUAGAGCACUGGAUGCAGUAAGUUUUUUCAUGAACUGUUAAUUAUUUUUAAUGUUUACAUGUUAAGUAGAACUUAAAAGCUCUGGAGGAGGAACAACUGUCACUGCUGCUAAUGACAUAAAAUAAUCAGGAGAUGUGUGUAAAAAAAGGGAAAGUGUGAUGUGUGGAGAUAGGUCAACUGCAAAGUAAACUUGCUCGUGCCUUACUCUUCUCUAACAAGACUAGGAGUGCCUUUAAAAAAUAAUCUUGCUGUUAAACGCUGCUACUGCCUAUAAGUGUGAUUUAAUGCACCUUUUAAUUCUUUUAUUUUUUUACAUGUUAACAUAAUUAUAUUAAUAAACCUUUUCUAGUUCA
Molecule: messenger RNA, 3388 nt
Organism: Coturnix japonica (Japanese quail)
Lineage: Eukaryota; Metazoa; Chordata; Aves; Galliformes; Phasianidae
Gene: TTPA
Product: alpha tocopherol transfer protein
Biological process (GO): vitamin E metabolic process; vitamin transport
Cellular component (GO): late endosome; membrane
Molecular function (GO): vitamin E binding; lipid transfer activity; phosphatidylinositol bisphosphate binding
Source: RefSeq, a predicted model, not a curated record